AUGAAUGAUACUUUGAGAUCAGUCUUAGACAAUAAAGACUAGAUUAUCAUUAGUCUACAGCAAUAGAUUCAUAAGUUUAAAAGGAAUAUUGAUUUAACUAAGCAAAUGCGACAACAAAAUGAAAAGGAUACAGAGAACAAGGAACGGGAGAAUCAAAGUAUAAGGAAAAAAAUAGAUUAAAUAAGAAGUUUAGCAGACUCUAAAAAGUAGGAUCCCGUAAAGCAGCAUAAAAUCUAGCUGCUCAAAGGUUAAGUUGAAAUAAAAAGUUCAGAUGUAAGUUAAAUUAGGACUCAAGUAGAUUCUAUGAGAGAUAGACUAGGCAAAGUAAAAGAGUAGAACAUUAAACUGGAGAAUAUAAAGCAAGGUUAUUAGAAUAGAAUUGAGAAGCAUACGCUUGACUAAGAAGAUUAAGAUUACCUUGAGAAUAAGCUACAUUAGAGUUCACUAUAGAUUAAAAGUUUGCGGGAAUAGUAGGAUUAAUUACUUAAAAAGAUGUAGAAAAGGUAAAGCAAUGGUCAAGUAUCGUAAGAUGCUGAAGGAGUUAGCAGUGUCAUAUAAAAUGUAAAAAGGCUCAAUGAAUGUGAAAGAUCAUCUGUAGAAAUCAGUAGAACGAUGAAAUCAUAAAAUCAAAAGAUUGGGGAAUUACUUGAAAAAUCAUAUAAUUUGCUUGCUUAAAACAAAGGAUUACAAGAUAAAAUGAUAUACACAAUUGGCUUACAAAGAGGAGGCUCAAGAGGUAGCAUUGGAUUUCUUAUUAGAUACUUCUUAAAUGAUCUGAAGAUCUAGAGAUAUAUCCAGGAACUAUUAGGUAUCUAGUCCCAUCAUACAGAUAAAGUUAGAAGCUUUUAUGAUUAGAAAGAACGAUUAGCUAAAAAGAGUUUCGACAACAUAAAUGAGAAUGAUAUCGAGGAAUCUAUGCAAGUUAAUUCUGACACAGAAUCUCAUAUUAUGAAGACUAAGAAUGGAAUAAACGAAUACUAGCUUUAACUACUAAAGACUUAAAGUCAUGUUGAAAAUCUAGUAGACAAGCUCAAUCUAAAACUAUAGAAAGAGAUUUAUGAAAGACUAAGAUUAGUUGAGCAAGACAAUAAUUAAGGCAGCAGAAAGUUGGAUAUCAUUAAUGAUAGCCUACUUAAGUUCAAUAGAGAAUUAAACAGGCUCAUUAAUAUCAGCAGACUUUAAUACAGAAGAGAGGAUUUCUAGGAUAUGCUAAAAACGGUUGAGAAGUUUAAUAAUGAAUGCCUUGAGAUUCAAGCUAACCUCUAUAUCAAUAGACUAGUCAUCGAUAAAUCUAAAAACUAAAUUCAAGAUGUCGGGGGCAAAGAUAUUAAUAAAUUUGAGAAAAUACUGAAGCUUAUAUCUGGAUACCAAAAAUCUUUGCUUUUAGAUGAGUUCAGAAUCUAUGAGCUAGAAAGAAAUGUCAAGGAUUAGUAGAUUAAAUUUAACGAACUUGUCGGCAAUAUAAGUGAGGAGACUCAUUAAAACUUACUAAAUUAAAUAAAUGAGAAGUAAAAAUAAGCUUAAGAACUUUAACAAAGAGACAGAGAGCUAUUUAAUGUAAUUGAGGGGAGAAAGAGUGAUCUCAGUAGCAUUAGAAAUCAAAUUAAUGACAAUGAUUACGAGCUUCAGAAUAUUUUGGUAAGUCAAUCCUAGAUUUCAUUUUUAUAGCAAAAUAACUAAUUAAGUCUCCUAGAUAUUGGAGAAGGAGAGGAAAUGGCUUAAAUAUCAUAAAGACAAAUAUCUUAAAAGACUGACAGGAUCAAGCUUUAAUUCAGCAGAAUGAGCGGAGUUAACUUAAAUACCUUUGAAUAUGCUAGUGAUUUACUAGAACAGCUUGAUCACAUAGACACUUAUAUAGCUGGAACAGAGCAGAAGAUUUUUGAAGGGUUUUAGAAAGCCUAAAACUUGGACUAAAACUUAAAAGAGAUGGAGAGGAAACUUAGAAAUCAAAGAAUGAAUGAAUGUGAAAGCCAACUAAAAAUUGCAAAUGACUAUAUUGAGAGACUGAAGAAAAUAUUAGAUAAGAAUUCUACUACAGUUUCAGUUAUCUUAAGGGAUUAGAACUUACUGCUUACAAGUGAUAUUGUGAAUGAUCUUGAAAAGAAAAAGGAGAUUUCAAUAUUUGGAAUGGAUCUUGAGAAGAAGGAAAAACUCAUAAAGUAACAAUUUGAGUAGAUAGAAACACUGAGAACAUAAUAUGAGUAACUUGAAAGAGAUUUCUAAUAAAAGAUGAGAGAAAAGGGCAGCUCAAACUCAAUUAAUGAACAAGGAGUCAGAAAUAAUGAUGGGAGAGAGUAUCAAAAUAUUAAGAAAGAAGCUGAUAAAAUUGUAGAAGAGGUUAAAAAGCUCAUAACAGUGGCUGAUGGAGAAAUUAGUGAUGAUAUCAGUCAUUGUAAAGAAGUUAAUAUCAAGAUGAUCAAUAAAUAUCGUAUUAAAAGAGAGAGGUACCUACAGUGUAUCGAGUUAAGAUCUCAAAAAUAAGAUGACUUCAAGGAGCUUAAAAAGAAAAUUUAAGCAAUUUAAUUAAGGCAAUCUUAAUUAGAAUAGCAAAUACAAUAAUUAGGGGUUUCAAGAUCUAAUCCCUUUGCUGAGAACAUUCUCAAAUAUAUGCAGCUUAUUGACAGAGGUAAAGAAAUCCUCCUACAGUUAGAUAAGAAAAUUGACUAUGGAGUGUAAAUGAUUAGGAAUGAGGCAGGAGAUCUUGAUAAUUUAGACUAAAGAGUGGUUAAGUCAGUAGUUUUAGAUGAUAUUUACAAAAUUUUGAACGAAAUUAAGACAAAUAGUGAGUCACUCGAUGAUUAGAUUGAUAAAAUUGAACUUUAACUCAAGCAAAUGGAAAAAGAAAUUGAAUCAUUUAUUAUCAAGUCAAGAAGCUCUAGUUUAUUUGACUUAGAGUCGAUAAUGAAGAAACUUGAGUCAAAUCUUGAAAAACUGGCAUUGAAAGUAUAAUCUACAGAGAAAGGAUGUAAAGAUUUCAAAUUUGAUGUUGAAGAAAAUUAGUCUCAUUUCGAUAACAAAGAUUCUCUGCUAAUUUAGGUGGAGAGCUUUAUUUCAUAAGUUGAUCAGAUUGAGAUUAAGAAGGACUCCUUCCAAAGCUAACUUGAUCUUAUGAAAUCAAGAUUUGCACUCUAUGAUAAGAGAAACUUUUCAUUUGAUGACUCAUUCCAGUUAACUAAAGAUGCAGCUAACAUUGAGGAACUGGUUCAAUUUGAAAUCAAGAAACUAGAAGAUAUUCACAAUAAAUUACAGUAACUUUAGUACAAUUUCCAGGAGAAGACUAAAUUUGAAACAGAAAGAUAAAAACUACUAAAGUAAGCGAAGGACUCUCUUAAAAAUAACUAAGAGCUAUUAUCAUUGUUGAAGUAGCUUCUUAUACAUGAUUAAGAAAAAGUAGAAGAUUUUGAAGUUAUUUAUAAAUCCAUGAUCAACAGCGAGGACUAUCAGGUAAAGAGACCUAUAGUUGAAAAGAAAUAAAGAAGGAUAGCUUAACUUAGGUCAGAUUGUCUAAGAGUACAAGAGGACAGAGACUAUUUGAUUAAAAGACUUGAAAAUGAAAAUGCCUUUAAUGAGAAGUACAUUAAUGGAUGCAAAGAUUUUGAUGAACUGAAAAGAAUCAUAUAAGACAAUGAAAAAUGCAACACUACACUUAUGAAUGAUGUCAAAGACCUAAAUGAUAUGAAAAAGAGCUUGGAUAAAAAGAGAAAAAAGUUAGCUGAUGCUGAGAUUAGACAGCUAUCUAAUAAGAGAAGGUCAGAGAUAGAAAUUAUUAAUCAGACACUUUAGUAGUAAAUCUUGAAGUUACACUCAUUUGAACAGAGCGUUUUAGAUCGUGAGAGAGAUCUUGACUCAUCAUUCUCACCAGAAAAAUAAAGUACUCUGAAUAGAACUAUUGAAUGGAUGAAAUAAACUUUAUCAGAAUUCAAAAGAUCAUACGAUGGAGUUGAAGAUACUCUAAGGAAUAUUAAUGCUGAAAUCUCAACUAAAGAUCUUGAAUAAAAUGAACCAUUAAGUAACUUGGCAAGAGAAAUAGACAGACUUAAGAAAGUAACUGUUGAUGUGAAAAUUUUGAACAUUGAAAUAGAAAAAAUUCAGAUUGAAAUCUUAGCAAAAAGCACUAUGUUGAGUAGUAUGGAUACUGAAAAAAGGCUUAAGAGUCUUUUGAAAUAGGUUAGUCACGCUUAGGAUAAUUGUGACUAGUCAAAAGAGGCAUUAAUGAAGAUUUAAGAAAUCUCAAAGUCAUAUGAUGGCUAUACAUCAGGGGCUGAGGAUGAAGAGUUCUUUGUAGUAUUGCAUUCUGAAUCUAGAGAUUAACUAUCAGAAUUCAAUCUGUAGACAAAGACAUUUUAAGAUUUAGCAUCUGAAGUAAAUAAGCUAAUUAGAUCAGUAGAAUAGAGAAAGCUUGAAUGCGGUGGAAACCUUUAAAAUUCAGAUGUUGAAGAGAUCAAUGAGAAGAUAGCCAGAAUCGAGGCAAAAAUAAAUAAACUAAUCAAAGAGAGGUAGGAGAUUGAGGAAAAUGCUUUUGAUAACAGGGACAAAUUGGCUUGGCAUGAUGUAGACUAAAAGCUAAGCAGGAGAAAACAAGAAGCUGAGGAACUUUCAAGAAUAAUAAAUGAGAUUAAUACUGAUAACUAAGAUCUGAGAAACAAAAUUAUAGAUGAAAUUAAUUCAUGCCAAUUAGAUGACAAAUACAACAAAUACCUCUAAAAAUUGGAAGAGUAAAUUGUUAAUACAGAGACUAUUGAAGAGAAAGCAUCAGAGAUUAACAAGAGAAAGAUAGAUCUUGACUUUGAUAUUGAUCAGGCGAUGUAAGAUCUUGGUAAUAACUAGAAGGAUAUCAAUUAAAGAUUGGAAUCACUAGAAACUAAUCUAAUUCUGAAAAAGAGAAUCUAAGAUACUCUCAGAUCAAUAUCUCAGCUUCAUACAUUGGUAAAGCAAGUAUAUAAUGCAGCAAAUGAGACAUUCAAAAAGAAGCCAAAAGAAUAGCCAUUUAAGCCUCCUUCUAAUGCAGAUGAAAUAGACUUAAUGCUUGCUGAGAUGCUCUAAAAAUUAGGAAUUAAUGUAUCAAUCAAGAAACUUGGAGGAGGUUACUACAUGUUUGGAAGUAAGAAAAUCUUUUGUAAGAUCAUUAAUGGAAAGCUUGUGGUCAGAGUAGGAGGUGGAUAUAUGGGAAUAGAAGACUUCAUUUUGUAAUAUGGAUAGUAGGAAGCAGACAAACUCUAAAACAAUGCAAAUAUUGAAGCCAAAUUAAUUGAAAGCUAAUAAUAAUCAAUGGGAAAUAGAGUGGGAAGCUCAAUAGCUUUAAAGAUACCUAGUUCUAAGGUCUCCACAAAUGUCAUUGGAUCUCCAGCAUCAUACAAGGAGCGUCAUGAAGAAACCUUUGGUCAUGUUAAUCAUUCGUCUGUCCCUCAUUCUCAGAUGAAUAAAAAUAAUUCAAAAACACAGUUUUAAACCAACUAGGGUUUCUCUUCUCUAGUAACAGCCAAGAAAGUUUUCAAUAACUUAUCAAAAAGAAAGGAAUGA
Molecule: messenger RNA, 5520 nt
Organism: Stylonychia lemnae
Lineage: Eukaryota; Ciliophora; Spirotrichea; Sporadotrichida; Oxytrichidae
Source: the annotation of a GenBank genome assembly